Molecule: messenger RNA, 3807 nt
Organism: Catharus ustulatus (Swainson's thrush)
Lineage: Eukaryota; Metazoa; Chordata; Aves; Passeriformes; Turdidae
Gene: LRRC8B
Product: leucine rich repeat containing 8 VRAC subunit B
Exons: 6
Coding region: 264-2669 (801 amino acids)
Molecular function (GO): protein binding
Source: RefSeq, a predicted model, not a curated record
GGAGCUACACAUACACAUGGGCUUCAAACAGUAAAGAACUGAUGUGUACACUCUCUGGAGGGACAUUGGGAAUAAUUUUUUCAGGAGUAUACUGUAACCAUCCAGUCCUUCUUCAACUGCUUUCCCUUGGGUGGGCCUGAAUGAAGACAAAUGUAAAGAUGGCAUGUCCAAGGAAUUUUAAAAGGUGUAGACCUCCUGACUGAGCAGUGCUGUUUUUUAUUCUCUUUAAUUAGUAAACUGCUGUUCUCUCACAGGUGGAAGUCAUGAUCACGCUAACAGAACUCAAAUGCUUAGCAGAUGCCCAGUCAUCCUACCACAUACUAAAACCAUGGUGGGAUGUCUUCUGGUAUUACCUCACCAUGAUAAUGCUGCUAGUUGCUGUACUCGCUGGGGCUCUCCAGCUUACUCAAACCAGAGUAUUGUGUUGUCUUCCUUGCAAGCUAGAAUUUGACAAUCAUUGUGCUGUGCCUUGGGAUUUAGUUAAAGCCAACCUUAACAUGUCAGCUAGCUCGACAGCACCGAUAAUCAUCCCGCUUAAAAUCCAGAAUUAUCUCCAUCGGCAGCAGUAUUCCUACAUUGAUGCAGUAUGUUAUGAGCGACAGCUUCACUGGUUUGCCAAGUUUUUUCCAUACCUAGUGCUUUUGCAUACUUUUAUUUUUGCAGCUUGCAGUAAUUUCUGGCUUUACUAUCCUAGUACAAGUUCCAGGCUUGAGCACUUUGUAGCCGUUCUUCAGAAGUGUUUCGACUCUCCCUGGACAACCCGUGCCCUCUCAGAAACAGUUGCUGAGCAGUCUGCAAGGAAGUUGCCCAUAGCCAAAUCAAAAACAGUGAUUUCAUCACCUCAGUGUUCAGGAGACAUAGGGGCCAGCAGGCAGUCCCUGCCGUAUUCACAACAUGGCUUGGAAACAACUGGAAGAGAAAAUUCAAGUGUUCUUGACAAAAAAGAGGGGGAACAAGCUAAAGCGAUAUUUGAAAAAGUGAAGAAAUUCAGAGUACAUGCUGAAGAAAAGGAUGUUGUAUACACAGUGUAUAUGAAACAGAUUAUAGUGAAAGUCUUUGUAGUUGUCGUAAUAGUAAUUUAUGUCCCCUACUAUUUAUCAUUUAUUACACUUGAAAUUGAUUGUGUAGUUAAUGUUCAAGCCUUUACAGGCUACAAAAGGUACCAAUGUGUUUAUUCGCUGGCAGAAAUUUUUAAAGUUUUGGCUUCAUUUUAUGUUGUUUUAGUGAUCUUCUAUGGAUUAACUUGUACUUACAGUUUGUGGUGGAUGUUAAGAAGUUCACUUAAGCAAUACUCUUUUGAGAAGUUGAGAGAGAAAAGUAAUUACACUGAUAUACCUGAUGUGAAGAAUGACUUUGCAUUUAUUCUUCACUUGGCAGAUCAGUAUGAUCCUCUGUAUUCCCAACGAUUCUCAAUAUUCCUGUCUGAUUUGAGUGAAAAUGAACUCAAACAGAUAAAUCUUAACAAUGAAUGGUCAGUGGAAAAACUGAAAAAUAAACUAAUAAGGAACUCCCAAGACAAGACUGAACUUCACCUUUUCAUGUUAAAUGGUCUUCCAGACAGUGUCUUUGAAUUGACAGAAAUAGAAGUCCUAAGCCUGGAACUUAUUCCUGAAGCCAAACUUCCUUCAGCUGUGACCCAGCUUGUCAAUCUCAAAGAACUCAAUGUUUAUCAUUCAUCACUAACAAUGGAUUAUCCAGCAGUCAACUUCUUAGAAGAAAAUCUGAAAACCUUGCGUUUGAAGUCUAGUGAGAUGGGAAGAAUUCCAUUUUGGGUCUUUCAUCUAAAAAACCUACAAGAAUUGUGCUUAACAGGAUAUUUCAUGCUAGAUCAUCACAACUCCAUAUACAACGAUGGCUUUCAGGGGCUAAAAAAUCUGAGAUCAAUUCACUUAAAAAACAACCUUUCCCGUAUACCUCAAGUGAUUACAGAUCUUCUGCCUUCUUUACAACACUUGUCUAUCAACAAUGAGGGAAAUAAACUGAUAGUGCUAAAUAAUCUGAAGAAACUGGUAAACCUGAGAACCUUGGAACUAAUCUGCUGUGAUUUAGAGCGCAUUCCCCAUUCCAUUUUUACCCUAAACAAUUUGCAUGAAAUUGAUUUAAAAGAAAAUAAUCUCAGAACAGUGGAAGAAAUAAUUAGUUUCCAACAUCUUAAGAACCUUUCUUGCUUAAAAUUGUGGCACAACAGUAUUUCAUAUAUCCCACUGCAGAUCGGUGCAUUAUCAAACCUGGAACAGUUGUAUCUAAAUUAUAAUAAUAUUAAGAAUGUUCCAUUGCAGCUAUUUCUUUGUAGAAAGUUACACUAUUUGGAUCUUAGCUAUAAUAAGCUAACCUCCAUCCCUGAAGAAAUUGGUUAUCUGACCAACCUGCAGUACUUGGCUUUGACAAAAAACCAUAUUGAAAUGCUGCCUGAUGGAUUAUUUCAGUGCAAAAAGCUGCAAUUUCUUCUUCUGGGAAAUAACAGUCUGAUGAAUUUGUCGCCUUUUGUGGGUCAGCUACUGAAUCUUGUUCAGUUAGAGCUCAUUGGAAACUAUCUUGAAUCACUUCCUGCUGAACUGGAAGAAUGUCAGCUCUUAAAACGAAAUAAUCUAAUUGUAGAAGAAAGGUUGUUAAAAACACUUCCACCUCGUGUAAGAGAGCGUUUGCAGGCAAGCUCAGAUAAGUCCUAAGUUUAAAAUGAAACACUGCAUUGUUGUAUUCUACAAGUCCUGCUUAAUAUCUCUAAGGAUCUAUAUAGGUAGAGAGAAGUGAAGGAGAGAGAGCAAUUUAUAAAUCGGUCUUAAACUUUAAUGCAUUGAACUGAGCUGAUUGUAUUGUAAAAGAAAAAUUUACUCAUAUUCAAACAAAAGAUGCAGCAUUUUACAAGCAAACAUGCUUGAAUUUUGGAACAUGAAUUGUUGGUUAGAUUCUACUGAUUGAAGUAAUUCAGCUAAAUAUUUACGGUAGUAUUGAAAAAGAAGAGAUAAUUGCCUGGCUAUAGUGAGAGUGUACAUACUUUUUUCCUAUGAGAAUUUUUUCUCUUCAUAGUGAUGAUUUAAAAUAGUUUUAUCUCCUGCCAUAUGAGGUCUAAGAACUGUAUGGAAGUAGUUUCUAAAUAUGAACUCUUCUCUAACUUAGGAUGUAUUAAAUUAAGAGUUUAAACUAUUUGAGCAGUUUAAUUGCAUGGGAUAUACUGAAAGUAAUUUUUCAACAUAACUUAAUUUUUAAAGGCUUUUGACAAGUACUAAGCAUUAAUUCUAUAAUUGUGGAAGAUGCCAUUUGAAUCUUGCUAUUAAAUACCUAGAACUGGUUUCAGCAUUUUGUCUUAAAAAUAGUAAAUACAAAAUUAAUUGUAGCCUAGAAAUUGGGAGGAAUCAGAAGAAUCUGAAGUAACUGUUGUACACAUGUCCUAGAGAACCAAUCUUACAUUACUGAUCUUCAGAAGGAAUGAUGGUAAAAAGAAAACAGAAUAGUUGCAAAGUUGUCUUCUGUAUGUUGUGAGCAUCCCAGGUGUUAGUGUAGUGUAUGUUGCUGAUUAAUAUUUUUAUAACUUCUCAUUACUGACUGCCUCAGUGUAGCUUCUCCACACCCAGUUAUUGGGGAGAGGAUGAAGGAGGUUUGAGGUUUGUAUUAGAUAGGGACAGAAAGAUAAAACAAACUAAAUAAUCACACAGUUUAUAAGCAUUUGGGAGGAAAAGACAGGAAGCAUUAUAAGCUUUGCCUCUUCUAGGGAUGUAAUAAUUUCAUAAAUCAUAGUGGUGGGAUAAACUCUUAUGCCAUCCUUAAUACUUGCAAAACUGGAUGGAAAUAAAAUGUUUCCUGACUUCA